Messenger RNA from Corythoichthys intestinalis (scribbled pipefish), 4162 nucleotides. RefSeq lists its product as uncharacterized. NCBI's taxonomy places the organism in Eukaryota, Metazoa, Chordata, Actinopteri, Syngnathiformes, Syngnathidae. The coding region runs from base 160 to 1779 and encodes 539 amino acids. The transcript is spliced from 4 exons. The record is from RefSeq and is a predicted model, not a curated record.
GACGACACUAACUGAGCGCCACUUACAACUCAUUUGUUUAUUUAUGCGCUCCGGGAUAAAAAUGAAACUGUAGCUUGUAGACGGAGCGGAUUUUGUACCGAAGCCCGUCUCGAAACUCAUCAACAAUCUUUCUUACAUCCACCAGAUACAAUCGACGCCAUGGGUCGCCUGGACGACGCAGCCAAGCGCAAAGUGGUGGAGCUGAGGAAAGCCGGCCUGAGUUUCCGCAAGAUCAAAGCCGUACUGGAGUUGGAGAACAUCAAGGUUUCGGCGCAGGCUAUUUACCUGUUCCUUAGGGAGUUCCAAGGCAGAAGGCCAGGCAGGGUCCGGCCUCUGGAGGUCGGGUGUAACACUGCACCAGCUCAUAUGCAAAAUUUAGUCGGAGGUCUACAGGAGAGCUGGAGCAAUAUACGUCUGCAACACCUGCUGCGGGGCACGUCACAUAACGCCGGCUUUACCAAAUUCACCAAACAGGCGUCCACGGAAGCGGACGGUAAUGCUAAAACAUCUGGGUGUGGGGAAAGCAGCGCGGACAGCCGGCCGGAGCAACAGCAGCCGAGUGUGGACGAUAACGACGUUCAGAUUGUGAGCGUUACCUCUCUUGCGCCAAGUCAGCAAAGAGCAGAAACUAGUGCGACUUCUUCUCCGGGAACCGCUUCUGUGGCCUUCGCCAGGAGGAGAGUGACGCCUUCCCCAGCCACUAGUUCCAUGCUGGCGGCCCGUAAACGCAUUUUGGAUAAAGCGCUGACGCACAGGAUGAAGGUGGCAGCUUUAUUGAGGCGGGAUCAAUCAAAUAUCCAAAGAUCCGAUUUAACCGCAGUGUCACAACAACAACAACAACCACCACUAUCAUCAGCAGCAGCAUCAACACAUUAUGAUCUGACCGCAGACAAGACUGGAUUGACAGAUGGAGAAGCGACCACAGGUAGGCGGUUUGUCCCACAGCGAGCAAGUCUUUCCAUACGCACCCUUCACACGCUGCCUCGGGUCGGGAUCCGGCUUCCCAACCGUGCACCUCCUCCUUUAUCUUCCCCGUCUUCCGGGGGCGCCGUCAUUCACACGCAAUCGUCGGGAGCGGGGACGAGCGGCGAGAUGACUCAGGAGGCCGGGGCGAGAGGCGGACUUCAGGAUCAGAUCCGGACCCUGGGCUCGGAGGUGCACACCCUGGGCCUGGCCGUGAAGAUGCUGGUGGAGCAGCAGAGCCGCAUGGAGAGGGAGCAAGCGCAGCAGACGCACAUUCAGAAGCAGAUCCUCAACACCCUGCAGAGCCUCGCGUCCAAAGCGGGAGCCUGCGAGAGUGCCCGGCAGGCGCAGGACAAAACUCCGUCCCCUUCCUGUUUGCCCACCAACUCUUCCUCGUUCGGUCAAGACACGUUCAACUUCAACCAAAUCACGUUCAGCCAGUGCAGCCAAAUGCAGCCAGCUUACGACUCGCUGGAGAGUCUGGAACCCGUGGAGGCCUUUAAACUGCCAGUCCUGAACGCCGAGGGCGUCAACGGCUUCCCGCCAUGCAGCGGCACCGACAACCUCCCGCUCGCUCACACUCCACCGCAGACUCAGCAAGCGUACGCGGACGUGUAUCCUCAGCAAAACUGUCUGAUUACACCCUAUGCCCAGUCUUACACACCUGCUUACGACCGCUCGCAUCCUCAGGCAUUUAGGGAGCCAGGAAGUAAAACGUCGGAAUUCCAAACCAGAUGUUCGGGAAGUGAUCUUCAGGACUGCAGCGUGUCCACGCAGGAUCAACACCUCAAUAUUAUAAAAGUGGAAGGACCCUAGACUGAUCGUAGCAUAUUGCAUCCUUUAUUAUAAUUUUGUAAUAACAUAUUUAUUUAUAUUUUAUAGAGAGUAGAUUAUUGAAAACCAAUUUAUUCAGAAACGAAUGGAAACAAUCUAUUCUGCUAUCUGGAACUGUCACCACUGUAGAACAUUGCAAAUGUGUGAACUAAUAUUCAGAUGAUUGGACUUGAGUCCCCGGGACUUGGACUUGAGUCAACUCGAGUCGUAAAUUUGAUAACUCUCAACAUUAUUGAGACUUGAAGAAGAAAAAUGCAGACUCGGACCUCACUCGUUUGAGCUGGGAGAGUCUGAGGCUCGAGACUCGACUCAAUUUGUGAGGCAUUAACUCUCGACUCGACUCGUGAGACGAUGACUUGAGACUACUUGACUCUAGACAUUGACUAACCGGUGACUCGACUUGUCCUUAUAACCUUUGACUUGACACGGCCCAUCCUUACAACCCUUGACUUGACACUACUCGUCCUGACAACCCUUGACACGACUCGUCCUUGCAACCCUUGACUUGACAUGACUCGUCCUUACAACCUUUGACUUGCCACGACUCGUCCUUACAACCUUUCACUUGACAUGACUCGUCCUUACAAUCCUUGACACGACUCGUCCUUACAAUCCUUGACACGACUCGUCCUUACAAUCCUUGACUUGGAACGACUCGUCCUUACAACCCUUGACUUGACACGGCUCGUCCUUACAUCCUAUGACUUGACACGACCAGUCCUUACAUCCUUUGACUUGACACGACCAGUCCUUACAUCCUUUGACUUGACACGACUCGUCCUUACAUCCUUUGACUUGACACGACUCGUUCAACAAUCCUUGACAUGACACGACUCAUCCUCACGGCCUUUGACUUGACACGACUCGUCCUCACAACCCUUGACUUGACACGACUCGUCCUCACAAGCCUUGACACGACUCGUCCUUACAAGCCUUGACUUGACACGACUCGUCCUUACAACCCUUGACUUGACACAACUUGUUCAUACUUACAACCCUUGACUUGACACUACUUGUUUGCACUUACAACCUUUGACUUGACACGACUCCUCCUUACGACCCUUGACUUGACACGAUUCGUCCUUACGAUGCUUGACUUGACACGACUCGUCCUUACGAUCCUUGACUUGACACGACUCGUCCUCACAUCCUUUGACUUGACACGACUCGUCCUCACAUCCUUUGACUUGACACGACUCGUCCUCACAACCCUUGACUUGACACGACUCGUCCUCACAACCCUUGACUCGACUCAACUUGACUCUUGGUUUACUGGUGACCGGGAUCAUAGUGACUUGUGCAAUUGUCUGCUAAUGUUUUAAACUCAUUCACUGUCAUUGAUCAUGUUUAGCUACUAUUAACUGUGCUAGACUUCCAAACCAUUUUGAUAUCUUCUAGUCAAAAUGGAUUGGACGUCCCACCUCAAGAAAUAACACUGGCCUUGUUCAGAUAGGCAGCUAGAAUCAGAUUUUUAGCCCAUCCAGAUUGAAACUGGAUGGCUCUUAUGUCGUCUGAAAAGUCACAAAGCACACAAAUCAGAUUUUUGCAAGACAGAUUGAAACUAUAUACCGAGGUAGUUUCAAAUCAGAUAUGGACAAGAUGUGUCUCAGUCUGAACAGCUAAGAUGGGUUUUGACGUUCCGUGGUGUCACUCUAUGCUGGAUGACACCUUUGUUGCCACAGCAACCGGUUAGGUGUGGCAAUAAUGUCUGGUCUGAGCAGGCCCAAAUCUGAGUUUGACACUUGCUAAUUGCUUAAUUUUGUGGCCCAUGUAUUAAUGUGCACCCAACAAUCCAACCCAAACUCAACCGUGUGACCUGAUAAAGCCAACGUGGUGGACGAGCAGGUCUGUAAGCACAGGUGUUAGCAUUACUUACUUUGUUGCUGUGCCUUACCUCUGGACGCUGCAGUAUUAUAACUAAUUUGAUGGCAAGAGACGCCCAAUCCAUUUAAACGUCUAUUGCCUUCUUUGUCACUGAAAAACGAUCGUGCACUGCCAAACUUCCCGAUUUGCAGUCCAUCGCCGUCAAUGACAGCGAAUGAGUUGGCACAAAGGCCUUUAGUGUCCUUAUCGUGGACAACAGCCACAUGCUGAGGUGUAAAUACAGGAGAGCAUUGUUGUCUUCCAUUGUUGGCGUUUAGACUGAUACGUGCCCUUUUCACUCCCAAGGUCAUCAUGUUCCCCCCACCCUUCCUCCUUGAUAUUUUGGUGCCUUCUGUACCAAUGACAAAGCAAAAUAACGGUUUCAUAGUACUAUAGAUGCCGGUCACCGUCAUGGCUGAAUGAAAAGUCAUAUGUAGCAUAGCCAGUGUUUUAGUCUUUUAUUUAUAUCACUAAACCUAAAUAAAAGGUUUGAAAUUUUGAA